This is a messenger RNA of Lactuca saligna, 1371 nucleotides long. Lineage: Eukaryota; Viridiplantae; Streptophyta; Magnoliopsida; Asterales; Asteraceae. The record is from the annotation of a GenBank genome assembly.
AUGAAUGAGGUGAUGUGUCAUCAAAAGUCUUCUUUUCUCAUUGAACCUUCCAUCAACUUCUGGUCAGCAAGUCAUAACAGGGACUUCAGUGCAUACAACAUGGCUUCAGUUCAAGUCCAAGCCUUUUUCGCAAGUACUAGAAAGGUACACCUGUGUGUGCUUGUCCUCUAUGCUUUAAUGCUUGUACAUUCUUCUGCCUACACUACUGCUAAUCUUCCGAUGAGUUCUAGUAUCACUGUUGAGCUCUUAGGGAGGAGAAUGUUAGAAGAAAAACAUGUUCUUGAAGAGUCACGUGAAGUUUCUCAACAUGUCAAGAAGAAGUCAAGUACUUCUCACAAUGGUGUAGGUACAACCCUCUUAACUACCAGAAACAAAAACAAAACUGAACUUAUAACUGCAGAUUCAGCCAAAAACCUGACAAAGCCUUUCAAGCUUGUCAUCUCCGUCAAGAACUCAACGAAAACCAAUACAGAUUCGUCAUUUCAAGCAAAACCCUCAUCAAAGAAAACAAAUUCCACAAAACCCACAUCGAAAACAUCAAAUUUAACAAAACCAAAUUCAGUUUUGAGCCAAAAGUCGAUAGACCCAACAAAGAAAACCAAAUCCACUACCAAACAAUCAAAUAAACCAACAAAAUCACAGGAAUGGAGUUAUCAAGACGAUGAGGAAGUGGAUUUUGUUGAUGGAUUCAGAGAUCUGCCUUCUAGAUUUCAAGAGACAUUGCUACCAGAUUUGGAAGUUCUUUCAAUGACUUCAAAAGUUUAUCUGAAGGAAGCCAAUAAAGGGAUAACAAAUGGCGUGAAACCUAUCGUGGGCACGAAGUACGCACCAACUGUUGCUUCUGUGGUCUUUUUCGCAUUCAUUAUGAUACCAUUUGUUCUUGUUUCUGUCGUCUUCAGUCAGAUCAAAGCCUACUUUUCCCUUCAAAAACUCGUGAUUUUCAUCCAAAUUUACCUCUCAAUCUACUUCUCCAUAUUGUGCCUCACUUGGCUGAUAACAGGUUUGGAGCCAUUGAAGUUCUUCUAUGCUACUUCACAGUCGACAUACAUCUGCAUCCAGCUUUUGCAGACUCUUUCCUAUGUGUUGUACCUUUUGGUGCUUUUGAUGUACUUUGUGCUGGUUUUUUCGACGGAGACAGGAAUUGGGACGAAGUUACUGGCGUUCGGGCAGAUGUUUGUAGGGUUUGCUGUCGGGUUUCAUUAUUACAUGACGGUGUUCCAUAGAGCAGUGUUGCAUCAACCACCAAAGACUAGCUGGAAGUUUCAUGCAAUAUAUGCUACGUGUAACAUUGUGAUUUGUCUGUUAGAUAGGGCGGAUAGAAGGAAGAAGGCUUACGUCAUGGAUGGCAGUGAAGAAGGCAAAAUGAGCUGA